UCUUUUCUGUAAUAUGUAUAACUAACUAUUUUAGUUGCAAACAGACCACGACCACGCAGCCUAUGAGGAGCCACGUGUAUUCAAAGCGUCCUCCUCUGUCCCUAAAACAUCGUUCAGGGAUUAAAACCCCAGUCUGGCGUUUUUGUUUGUUGACUCGGUUUUUAUUUGGUGGGGAUUUUUGCAGCCGUUUAACCUCUUUGCCAUUCGGAUUUCCACUUUUGCAAUUGUUACCCAAUGAGAAGGUGAAUUUGCAUGCAGCAAUGUCAAGUUGCUCAACUAUUCACUUAACUUUACCCCAAUGGGACGGGGGUUCACGGAAAAUACGCUAUAUUUACUUAGUGAAUCUGACAUCGUUCAGUCUGACGCAGAGUUCCAACAAGAGUCCGGUGGUUCCUCUUUAUUUAGGAGCAGAUGUCUUCUCGAACACAGACAUCCGCACAGAGAACCAUCCCAGAUAUCACGCCAAGUUUGCCAAGAAAGGAUUCGCAACAAAAGUACAUUUUUCCUCAGCAUUCAGGUUCCAUGGGUUGAAGGUCCAUACAUCAAACAACAGCCUCUGGUUCUACAGCAUUCAAGGACUUUUUCGAGUGGCCUUUGAGAUGUACAGCAAGGAGGAGCAGCUUGCUGUUUUGGAGAACUUCCAGGAUGUUUGGAAAUCACAGAUAAAUGACAGCCCCCUGGAGAUGAGUUACAACCUGAAUGUUCAGCUUGGACUGCCACAACCUCAACGUUGCCAUGGUGACAGGGAGUCAGUGGAUGUGCAUUGCGGUGAAACUGGUGAUACCUCAGCAGAUCACGAUUAUUGUUCUUUGCCCAAGCAGAGCUCGCAGGCUGAGCAAAGCCAACAAGUUCUAUCAACACUGAGACAGAAAUUGCACAGCUUGGAUGACAAACUCUCCUCGGAGACUCAAAGCCACACAGACCGGCUGGAGACCGUAUCGAUGCUUUUGGACAACAUUGACCGGUACGUAAAUGGGAAGCUGGAAGAAAAGGACGUGACGGAAACUGUGUUAUCCCUGCUUAAGGCUAAGGACUGGGGGUGUGCGUAUUCCAGUUCCCUGCUUUGUGGUAUAGGACGAUGGCUGGGGCAACAGUUUCAUGCAGCCAACAACAGCAUCAGCCAUAAAGUGGAGGGCUUUAAAGUGCAGCAUAUCGAACGCAUUAGCGACUUGCCUCCUGCGGAAGAGCUGGCCACAGAGCUGUUCCCAGUCGCCAUGCAAACCCUGCUGCUCCAUUGGAUGGGCUUAAGUGACGAGUCCACGGUGGAGAGGAGACACAGCGAGUACCCGAUCCUGCUCCUCAUCCUGGAGUUUGCCAACCACAACCUCAUCACUGGUGUGGCUCAUGUGCUCUACUCCAGUCUAAUAUGUAAAUAGGAGUUGUUUUCCAACACAAAAACCUGUUGUUUUUUUAGGAAGUUACAGUAUCAUUCUUCAAUUGUCUUUUGUAUGUGCUGUUGUACAUUCUUGCUCUGGACACUUUAUUCUUAGAAACAUGCCAUUUCUAUCAGGUUUGGUAACAAAGAUGAUAAUCAUUAACUUUCAGUGGAAGCACCUUUUCUUGACAUAAUCUUGCUUUGCAAAAUGUUUGAUACCAAGCAGUGUGUUUAGCUAGAUAAGAUGUAUGUUAUUUUUUAUGGUCUAAUGCAGUAUAUAAAUACAGCUCCAAUAACUUGACAUCAAUUCAUUCCAUAUAAUUUUGACAAGAUUAUAUUGCUUUAUGGAUGGACUUUGGUAAAAUAAUUACAAUUUUAGUUAAACAUCAAACCGUGGUAACAUUUAAGUUAAUUAAAACAAAUGUAAUCAAAAGAUAUUGGAUAAAUGUAAAUGUGAGGUGAUGUAUGAAAUCUUAUUUAACACAAAUUUUUAUUUAAAAAAGCUUUGAAGUGUGUGAAUCUUCCAUCAAGCACAUCGAUGUCCGUCACAAUCCAAAAGACAAAAUGAAAACUCAGUUUAGGUUUUCAUUUCCAGGCAGGAAAAAUAAAUCCAUGUCAUUCAGAUAAGCAUCUAAA
Messenger RNA from Gasterosteus aculeatus aculeatus (three-spined stickleback), 2011 nucleotides. RefSeq lists its product as uncharacterized. Lineage: Eukaryota; Metazoa; Chordata; Actinopteri; Perciformes; Gasterosteidae. The record is from RefSeq and is a predicted model, not a curated record.